Messenger RNA from Lithohypha guttulata, 837 nucleotides. RefSeq lists its product as uncharacterized. Gene Ontology annotation, molecular function: nucleotidase activity. The record is from RefSeq and is a predicted model, not a curated record. The coding region runs from base 1 to 837 and encodes 278 amino acids. NCBI's taxonomy places the organism in Eukaryota, Fungi, Ascomycota, Eurotiomycetes, Chaetothyriales, Trichomeriaceae. The transcript is spliced from 3 exons.
AUGGCAGCAAUCGCAAGGGUUCUGUCCCUUUUUGUUGCUUGCUCUCAAGCUGCUCGCAUUGUGCAGUCCAACGAUGAUGGCUGGGCUGAGAAGAACAUCAGAACACUCAAUACUGCACUGGUGGCUGCUGGGAACGACGUUGUGCUUUCCGCACCAGCUGAUAACCAAUCUGGUCGAAGCUCGUUAGAUUGCCCACCUAUUGGCGCGGAUCCUAAUGAGCCGCGCUUCGAGUACGUCAAUUCUUUUCCUGUGACCGCAAUCAAAAACGGCAUCUCAAAUCUUGCUCCUCGCUUCUUCGACGGCAAUCGUCCCGAAUUUGCCGUAACAGGCGUAAACGUGGGCUCGAACCUUGAUAUUCAAGUCCCAUUUUCCGGCACGGUUGGUGCAGCAGUAGAAGCAGUCAAGCAAGGCAUUCCAGCUAUAUCGUUUAGCGGGAGGUCCGGAGAUCCAACAGCAUUCACCGCCGAAACACCACUAUAUAGCCAGGUCUAUGCCGACCUUGCGACCAAUCUGACUAUGCAGAUCCUUGAAUCUGGCCAACCAUACCUACCGGAUGGUGUAUGGCUCAACGUCAAUUUCCCAGAAGUCUCGGAAACAAGAUGCAACAAUGCCAACCAGUUUCAGUUUGUACUAAGCAGGAUAAACAUUGGCAUCUUCUCGGCGGAUGAUGUCGAAAUUUGUGACUCUGAUCGCCUACCUAUGGAGCGACAGGUCGUCGAUGCAGGGUGCUUCGUAAGUGUCAGUCCUGGAGACGCUACUGACAAGACGACUGUCGAUGCUGCACGGCAAGCAAUUGUAGCGCAGAAGCUCAACGGGCUGUUGACGUGUCUGCCUUGA